This is a messenger RNA of Chilo suppressalis (striped riceborer), 2396 nucleotides long. NCBI's taxonomy places the organism in Eukaryota, Metazoa, Arthropoda, Insecta, Lepidoptera, Crambidae. The record is from the annotation of a GenBank genome assembly.
CAACAACCAACCAAAGAGAAACAUUCACUAUGAAGAACUGUCUCAUAGUUUUUAUUUAGUUUUAGUAAUUAUUACGGGACGUGAAGCAGAAGUGAGAGUUUAUAAUUAAUAGUAAAAUAAAUUACUAAAAUGACCAUUAACAGGAUAAUAGCGUAUUCUAACCUGAUGUUCCAAUGCACGCGUACAAACCCAAUGAUAGUUAAUAAAUUUAACAUUUUACAUGUAAACAAGUGCAGAUUCCUUACAACAGAUCACCCAAAACACAACAAGGCCCUCAAGACCGAAAAAGAAAAAUUAAGAAUGUUUGUUGUUCAAAGAUACAUAGAUUAUGUAAAAAAUUAUACAAAAUUCUUAGAAGUCAGAUUUCCUACAGCAAUGAAAAUGUAUCGAGUAUUCAGUGUUGGAAUUAAAGAUUUCCUUAGAGACUUGAAGACUUACAUAUCAUUAAGGAUAAGGGUAACUAGAGACGAAGGUUUCAAAAAGAUGAGCCGCCAAGAAAUAGAACUGUACCAAAAAAUGCCUGCAGAUAUGUGGAGGAUAGCUCCUGUAUUAAUACUUUCUGCUAUUCCCUUUGGCAAUUAUGUUAUAUUUCCUUUAGCGUUUUUGAAGCCAAAAUCUCUUUUGUGUUCUCACUUCUGGUCUAUUCAACAAAGAAUAGAGUUCUCCCUUCAAGAUUUAACAGAGAAAUUGAGGCAUAAUAAACCAGUAUUUCGGGCGUUACAAGCAAAAUUAGAUCUGAUACCUGACAGUACACUGAAAAACAAAUGGAGGAGAGUGUUAGCAUUACUAGGCUCAGGUGUCCAUCCAACUCCAGAAGAUAUAUUAAUGUGUAAAGAACUUUUUAUAAAUGGAACAUACCAUUUAAACAGUUUAUCCUAUAACCAUUUGGGUCAUUUAUUGAAAAUGCAUGGUCUGAAGAAAACAAUAUUUCGAGUCAAUAAAUUAAAAUACAGAGCAUUUCUGCUAUUAGAAAUGGACAAGGCGAUACUUAGAGAAGGUGGUGUUGAUAACUUAAACACUGAAACGUUGAGAUAUGCAUGUUUCUUGAGAGGGUUGAAUGGUAGCCAUCUUACAAACAACAACAUGAGGGAAUGGUUGAAAAAAUGGUUGUAUAUUUCAGAAAAUUUAGACAAAAAUUGCUAUUCACUGUUAUUGCAUUGUCCUAUACUUUUGGCUUACAAUCAUCCACAGAAUUGGGUGUUGAUAUAUUAAAUAUAUCUUAACAAAAUUUAACAAGUUCUUGUUGAAAAAUAUGAGUGUUGUGUAAUAUGUACAUUAAUAUGAAAUUGAAGUCAUUAGUCAUUUGUUAUCAGUAUUCUCGUAACUGCAGAGCAUACCUGAAUAUUUUUUUAAUUAUAAACUUUUAAUAUGUUUGUUAUUAAUGAUUUUGCUAAAAGCUGUCUGUUAUUUAUUGUUAAGCUUUAUGUCGAUUAGCAAAGCGAUUUUUAGGGGUGACUGUGAAUGUUUUCAACAUAUUAUCCUGUUGUAAUUUCUUUAGUUUAUUUAUCACCCAUGUUAAAGGAUAUGACAAGUAAUAAUAAGUAUGUAUACACAUGUUUUUAAAAGCUAUGCCUCUAUUUUAGUUACUUUGACGAUCCAGAACUGCUUAAAUAUUGAAAUUAAAAAACAUACUUAAACUAAAUUGAACAUAGCAAAAGCUUAUAAAUAUUUUUCAAAAGUGAGAUUGAAGAGAACAUUGUAACUCGCUAAGUACCUUUCAAGACAAAAUGUGCAGUGGCGUAUAAGAGUAGGUUUAGCCGCCCGGUGCGGAGCUAAAAUAUGAAAACCGGGAUAUUCCCUAAACAUAGUAAAAUUUGCCUUACUUCGCCCGGCUACGCUAUCCCACCGAAUGUGUGAAGCUUAGAAUAAUAAUUUAUAUAAAACUAGCAGACCCGACAUACAUUGUUCUACAUGAUGAAAAUAAGUUAAAGAAAUCCUAAAACUCAACAGCGGAUAGAGUUAUAAGUUAAAAUUGGUUUUAACUACCAACUAAAUUUCCUAAUGUUACUAACUCACUGGCAUUGCCUUUUCUUAAUUUCUUUCUAAGUCGACUGUCAUUCUCAUGCUAUGGCGUUACCACGAGAAAUAGGUAUACAUUUUUAUAUAUUGACCACAGAUAUGUAAAUUAUUAUUCUAAGGUGGCUUUGUAAGGUGAUGACAACGUCCUCGCCCGCAACCGCGGCGCAAAAUUGUAUGGCCUUUAUACUAUGUACCUAAACCAUAGUUGUAACUAAACUUAGUAUUGAGACUAACUACACAAAUUUUAUGUUUUUCUAAAAAUUUUAACGCAUCUUUCAGAUGGUUUAAAUAAUAUGCAGAUAUAAGCAGACCUACGAACCGACAUCAAUAAAUAAGUUGAGUAACUGAACAUUUGUUUAUUUUAAAGUAGGACCAAU